AUGGAUUUCUCGAAACUUCUAUCGAAAGAAAUUAAUAAGAAGAGAAAGAAUGUACAAACUAAAAAGAAUAAAGUUAAGAAAUCAAAACAACAAUCAGUUCCUGAUUCAAAUAACCAAGUGGAAAAGAAUCAUCCCUCGGUGGAAGUAGAAUCUCCUUCGAAGAUAGUUGAAGAACAGCCAAUUGCGUCCAACCAAGAACCAAAUACACGAAAUGAAACCCCAACGACUCCACGCAGUAAGGAUGAAACAGACAUCCCUGAAGAACAACUCAAUGCCAAACUAUCUCAAUUUGGUCAAUUAGACAAUUCCUUAUCAAAAGAAGAAAAAGUCAAUCAAUUACAGCUAUUAUUACAACAUGAAUCCAAAAAUACAAAAUAUAAACAAUGGUUAGAUCAAGAAGCUCCAUUAUAUCAAGAUCCUUCACAACAACUCAUAUCACUAGAUUUAAUCACUAAUCUUCAAAAACAUAAACAAGAAUUAUAUUUGAAAAUAAGAGUAUUCGUAAAAGAAUUAAUUAAACAAUGGGAAAAACAUCCUACCCCAGGCAAUAAUGAUGAAGCCAUAUUACAUGAGACUAAGCGUUAUAUAGUUAAAUUAUUAUAUAAAUUAAGAACUCAUAAAUUAAAUGAUGAUAUGUUAACUUCAUUAUCAACAAUAAUUUAUUAUAUUCAACAACAAGAUUAUAGAAAAGCAAAUGAAUCUUAUAUGAAAUUAAGUAUUGGGAAUGUUGCUUGGCCAAUUGGAGUUUUAAAUGUUGGUAUUCAUGCAAGAAGUAGUGCACUGAGAAUUACUGGUGAGAAGAAAUCAGCUAAUAUUAUGAUUGAUGAAAAGACAAGAAGAUGGAUUACGAGUGUUAAGAGAUUAAUAACUGCCAUGGAACGAAUAAAUAGUGUUGGAGAGAACAGUAUAUAG
Hemisphaericaspora subhashii is the source of this 912-nucleotide messenger RNA. RefSeq names its product mRNA splicing protein. Gene Ontology annotation, cellular component: U2-type post-spliceosomal complex; U4/U6 x U5 tri-snRNP complex; U5 snRNP. The transcript has a single exon. Bases 1 to 912 code for a protein of 303 amino acids. Lineage: Eukaryota; Fungi; Ascomycota; Pichiomycetes; Serinales; Debaryomycetaceae. Gene Ontology annotation, biological process: generation of catalytic spliceosome for second transesterification step; RNA splicing. The record is from RefSeq and is a predicted model, not a curated record.